Molecule: messenger RNA, 2181 nt
Organism: Phytophthora sojae
Lineage: Eukaryota; Oomycota; Peronosporomycetes; Peronosporales; Peronosporaceae
Exons: 2
Coding region: 1-2181 (726 amino acids)
Source: RefSeq, a predicted model, not a curated record
AUGAACGAAGGUAACGACGGACAAGAACUCAAGUUCGCGCUGGAGGAGCAAGCGAGGCUGCACUGCGCUGCCAUCGAGUUGAAGCUAUUUGUUGCAAGAAAUGUGGACGGGUCGUGGUUUACUGUCACGGAGGAGCACCUGCGCCAGAUGGAGGAGGGGUUUGUGCCCUACGAGGUCUUCCGGCUGAUGAACGCGGCCAACACGAUACGUGUGUGGAAAAAGCUGUCUGAGUACAGGCUUCCAAGUGCCGAUCAACUGCAAGAUGACGAGUACCAUCUUUUGGUUCAGAAGCCUGGCCACCUUGGUGUUGAGCCGAUUUGGAAAACUGAAACAAUGCCGUCAGAUACGCUUUUGGGCGGCUGGAUGCAUUGCGUGAUGAAGCAGAGCGCUGUCAGAGACUUCGAGAUGGUUCACAGCACCAACUACGAAGCCCUUCAAGACGCCAAGCAACCCCGUUCAUUCGUGAUCCCAAUUUCUAACAACUUGCCCGAGCUGGGGAAUACGAUACUCGGGUGGAACUACAUUAAGUGGUGCCGAGAGAUGUGGCCUGUGGAGUCGCCAAGAAACCCGUUCCCACACGAGCUGUGCGCCUGCCACACCAUCUUCCUUUCUCCUCCGUCGCCCGAGUUACUUCGAGGACCUGUGAGCGCCCCACUCGUUAUCACGUCGCUGGUGCGAGCCAUAAAUAAUGAACUCGAACCUGACACCAAGCUGGACGUCACAGCGGCUAGCGCGAUGGAUUUGGCUUCACUCACGAAAAGCCUAGUGAAGAAGCUGGGGCCUCUUUUCAUCGUCUUCGAUGACAUUGGACGCUGGUUCAUGAACCCUCCAGCCACCACAACGGAGCUUAGCUUGUUCCACGCAUUCUGUAGGGAUGUAUCGCAAGUGUGGAUGGAGAUUCCGCGGGUAUAUUUUCUGGUGCUAGGUGAAACUGGACUCUUGCGGAAUGUACACGAGCAGACCAUGACGAUCAACGGCUCGGAAGCAGCAAAGUUUAUCUUCUGGAAUACUUCGGGUAAUUCUCAGAGGGUACUUGACCUUUUGCUGGAGUGCAGAACCUACAAGGACUUGAAGAUAUACGAGACUCCUUACUUAGCCUACGAGUGGCGGUGCAUCCAGGGAGAAGUGCUUAAAUACAGGGCACUUCUUCGAACAUGGCUGCUUGGAGACGCGAGUGUUGAUCUAACGGCCAAGGUUGAGGAUUUCGAUGGAGCCCUUGUCGUUGGAGAGCAACUGCUGCAUCGUUUCCGACUAAGGUGGGAAGGCACUCUGAACAAGGUAACGAUCUACGCUCUACCUGUAGUGAAACGAGAGAUGGUCAACCUGGUGUAUCGCCUGCGUGACCACCGCUGGAUCGACCUGUUUGCCGAGCCUGGUUUGCCCAAAGAGAAGCUGCCUGCAUUUUUCAAGGAGAACACCGUCUUUGGGGAGUAUCCAUCCGUGCACUUCUCCGACAACAUCAUAGCGACGCCCCAGAUCCGGCCCGGUACAAACAUCCGAUCGCUAUGUUUUGGGCAAAUUAUUGAUCUGGAGACAGCAAAAGCCGAGAGCUGGCCGCAACUUAUGCUGGAGGUUAGUGGCAAGUUGAAAGCUGGCGAGUGGAAGGCUCUCGACAAGGACGACGACUCGUUUUGCUUGAAGGCUCACCCGUUGUGGCCCGAUAAGCCUUCAGAGUCGUCUGCGACCAAUGCGAUUUUAAUGACACGGCAAAGAGAUAAUACGACUGGUUCUUCAGGAGACCCGGCCCAGGAAUCAGAAGCCAGCGAGUGGCAACCACCGCCUUGCCGUACACUUACAGUGGGGUUGGUCAUGAACUUUGCGUCGAAUGCAGUGGACAGCACUGAGCUGAAGACGCAGUGCCAGCACUUCAACGCGUUGUUUGAGAACAUGAGUAAGGGUACGAGGGAGGCCGUUGGUGUCAUGACCAAUGUGCUUGUUGUAUUCGCGCUGGAAUGCUCGGAGGAGGCGAAGCAUUUGUUCGAGAACGAUAAGACGAAGCUACUGGCCGACUACAAGCUCAUUCAAGACAUUGUGUUGCUCGAUUUGACUUCGUCCGAGCAGCGAUCCGCCUUCUUUGGAUUCGACAGCCGGGACAAGACGACCGGGCCUUUGACCGACACCAUCGAGAAAGUUGUGGAAAAGAUUGUCGAGCCUCGCGCCAAGAAGAAAAGGAAGCUGUAA